Molecule: messenger RNA, 7104 nt
Organism: Phycodurus eques (leafy seadragon)
Lineage: Eukaryota; Metazoa; Chordata; Actinopteri; Syngnathiformes; Syngnathidae
Product: sodium/hydrogen exchanger 6-like
Exons: 16
Coding region: 251-2344 (697 amino acids)
Biological process (GO): sodium ion transport; proton transmembrane transport; regulation of pH
Cellular component (GO): recycling endosome; membrane
Molecular function (GO): sodium:proton antiporter activity
Source: RefSeq, a predicted model, not a curated record
UUUGUGAAAAUAAAUUUUGAAUACAGACAGCAAUAAUAACUACAUUAAUUUGUAACCAACCUGACCAACACCGUCAAACGGGUUUCCAGGCUCCAUUAUUACUUAUUAAGACUCUUCUUUUGAAUAGCUGGAAGUUAUUUAAUUUUGACGCCAACCCGGAAAUAGAUGCCGUUUGUUGUGAUCCAUAAACGGGAGCAGGCAGCGCGCUGGGCUCGAUUCUACUACUGCUACUACAAACGGUAGCACCACAAUGGCGUCUACACAAAUAAGUCCCCUUCUUCACGGCAAAUCCCUGACGACACCGUGGUGGCUGCCCUUGGCGUUGCUGGCCCUCGUCCUCGUCGGGAGAGGCGAGGGCAACGCGAUGGACAACGUCGCAACAGAGAGGCUGGCUGAGGAAAGCCACCGCCAAGACAGUGCCAACCUGCUCAUAUUCAUCAUGCUGCUAACGCUCACCAUUCUCACCAUAUGGCUCUUCAAGCACAGGCGCUUUAGGUUCCUGCACGAAACAGGGCUCGCCAUGAUCUAUGGCCUUCUGGUGGGUGUAAUCUUGCGAUUCGGUGUCCACGUGCCCCCGAGCAUGAGCGAGGUGGUGCAGGGCUGUGCGGUGAACGCCAGUCCCGCCACCCUGCUGGUCAACGUCAGCGGGCGAUUCUACGAGUACACCCUGAAGGGCGAAGUUAGCCGCGGCAAAGGCCACCAAGUGCAGGAUGACGAGAUGCUUAGAAAGGUUACUUUUGACCCAGAAGUCUUUUUCAACAUUUUGCUGCCCCCAAUCAUCUUCCAUGCUGGCUACAGUCUAAAACGGAGACAUUUUUUCCGCAACAUUGGCUCCAUUCUGGCCUAUGCUUUCAUGGGAACUGUUGUAUCCUGCUUUAUCAUCGGGCUCAUCAUGUAUGGAUUUGUGUCCUUCAUGAAAGUGGUGGGCCAGCUUGGGGGAGAUUUUUAUUUCACUGACUGCCUCUUCUUCGGGGCCAUUGUAUCAGCGACAGACCCAGUGACAGUGCUGGCUAUUUUUAAUGAGCUGAAGGUAGACGUGGACCUGUAUGCUUUACUUUUUGGAGAGAGCGUGCUCAAUGACGCCGUGGCCAUCGUCCUCUCGUCCUCCAUUGUGGCCUACCAGCCGGCAGGUGACAACAGCCACAGCUUUGAGGCCAUGGCCUUGCUCAAGUCCUUUGGCAUCUUCCUGGGCGUCUUCAGCGGAUCGUUUGCUCUCGGCGUGGCCACUGGCGUGGUGACGGCACUCGUGACCAAAUUCACCAAGCUCAGGGACUUCCCCUUGCUGGAGACGGCACUGUUUUUCCUCAUGUCCUGGAGCACCUUCCUGUUGGCUGAGGCCUGUGGCUUUACCGGCGUGGUUGCCGUGCUGUUCUGCGGGAUCACUCAGGCUCACUACACCUACAACAAUCUCUCUCGUGACUCACAGGAUCGAACCAAACAGUUGUUUGAGCUGCUCAACUUUCUGGCAGAGAACUUCAUCUUCUCCUACAUGGGCCUGACGCUCUUCUCCUUUCAGUCGCAUGUCUUCAACCCCUUGUUCAUCAUCGGGGCCUUUGUGGCGGUGUUCUUGGGCAGGGCGGCAAACAUUUACCCGUUGUCCUUCCUGCUCAAUCUGGGCCGCAAGAAUAAGAUCGGAUCCAAUUUUCAACACGUCAUGAUGUUUGCAGGUCUGCGUGGGGCGAUGACAUUCGCCCUGUCCAUCCGAGACACUGCCACUUACGCCCGUCAGAUGAUGUUCUCGACCACCUUGCUGAUCGUCUUCUUCACUGUGUGGAUCUGCGGAGGCGGCACCACGCCAAUGCUGUCCUUCAUGAGCAUUCCCGUGGGUGUAGACUCUGAUCAAGAUCACUCAAGUUCAGGAAUGUUAGACGGCUCUCAGAGGAGGAACACCAAGCAUGAGAGCGCCUGGCCCUUCAGGAUCUGGUACAACUUUGAUCACAACUACCUAAAACCCCUCCUGACCCACAGUGGCCCCCCUCUUACCGCCACUCUGCCAGCCUGUUGCGGACCACUGGCACGGUGCCUCACCAGCCCACAAGCAUAUGAGAACGAAGGGCCUCUCCACGACGAAGACUUCAUCCUGAACGACGCCAGCGUGAGCUCCAUGUACGCCGACGUGACCGUCAGUACGGACAGCUCGGGCUCCAGCGGGGUCAAGCACCACCGCCCGGCCUCCGCCGACGAGAGCCUGGACCACGAACUGGCAAUGGCUGAACAUGAGGUGGCCAUCCGGGGCACCCGCCUGGUCCUGCCCAUGAACGACCCGACCGAUCCCCCGACAACCGUGACUCUGCCUCCGCCGCCCUCCCCGCCCCGCUCAGACCCCCGUAGGCACAGACUAUGAGAAAAGGUUUGCACUGGCGGGAUGCGGCUUCUCAUCCAAGUUCAUUUUGUUUCGAAACCCUCCAUUGUUGGGUCAGUGGUUAUAUUUACAUGGCAGCACUGUAUGUUCCGCAGGCUAUCUAUACGGCAAUUCACGAUGACAGUAUACCAAUCCAGUUCCACGAGAUCGUACUGUACAUUUAAUUGUUAGAUUUUCAAGGCUUGUUAGAACAGUGGCUAUUUUUAUGUGACUGUAAUUAUUUUGGGGUUCCCCUGCAGGCUAUUUUUACAGUGGUUCUCAUUAGACAGAUUGUUUUUUUUGUUUGUUUGUUUUCACAGCUCUGCUAUGUUGCUAGAGUGAGGAAGUCUUUCUAAUGCUUGAAAAGAAGUUGAGAUUUGCAGACAGCCUUGUGGCUAUUUUUACGUGACGAUUUUAUUUGUUUACUCCUGCAAGCUAGUUUUGCGGUAAUUCUCCACGAGACUUAUCAGUCUUUUUCCUAGCUCAGCCAUGUUGCUGGUGUACACCAGUCAUUCUUAUUAGUGCGAAGAAUUUUGAGACAGAGGCCCUGGCUAAUUUUACGUGACUAGUGUAUUUUCUACAGGUUAAUUUUCGGUAGUUCACAACCAUGCCCAUUUAAGCAAUUUUUCCAACUUAGCCAUUUAGCUAGUGUUAGCCAGUCAUUCAUGUUAGUGCAAAUAAUUUGAGACUUGGCUAUGGCUAUUUUUACAUGACUGAAAGAAGACUGACUGACUGACUAUUUUUCUGCAGGCUUUUUUUCCCCCUCAUUAGUUCCUGACCAUGCAUAUUCAGCAUUUUUUCCCUAACUCGGCCAUGUUGCUGGUGUUAGCCAUUCAUGCUUAUUGGCGCAAAGGAGAUGCAGCGGUCGGUUUAGUAUAAGUUGAUUUUCUCAAGAAAUUUGACGCAGACUGUUGGGACUUUUUACGGCCGUGGCUACUCUUAUGUAUCUUUCGGUAGUUCCCAACACUAUUCCCCCCAACUCUGACACUUUGCUAGUAUAAACUAAUCAUUUUUAUUGGUGCAAAGGAUUUGACACUUUAUUCAGCUCAGCCAUGUUGCUAGUGUUAGCCAAUCGUUCUUGUUGGUGCAAAGGAGGUUUAGACAAGCGAGUGGCUAUUUUUCCCUGAUUGUACAGUAAUAGGCGGCACAGCGGACGACUGGUUAGAGCGUCAGCCUCACAGUUUUGAGGACCCGGGUUCAAUCCCCGGCCCCCCCUGUGUGGAGUUUGCAUGUUCUCCCCGUGCCUGCGUGGGUUUUCUCCAGGCACUCCGGUUUCCUCCCCCAUCCCAAAAACAUGCAUUAAUUCGAGACUCUAAAUUGCCCGUAGGUGUGAAUGUGAGUGCGGAUGGUUGUUUGUGUGUUUGUAUGUGCCCUGCGAUUGGCUGGCAACCAGUUCAGGGUGUACCCCGCCUCCUGCCCGAUGACAGCUGGGAUGGGCUCCAGCAUGCCCGCGACCCUAGUGAGGAGAAGCGGCUCAGAAAAUGGAUGGAUGGAUGUACAGUAAUAUAUCUUUUGGUACUCCCGGAUUGUUCUUAUUGGCGCAAAGGAGAUUCAGCAAUGCAAUCCAAAGUUAUUUUGACAAGUAUUGAUGCUUGUUUAGGAAGUGGCUAUUGUGACAUGAUUGUACUUGUGAAGCUGUUUUUCCCGUAGUUCCUCACUAGUUCAAAAUUUUACAGCUCUGCUGUAUUCCUAAUACAAACAAACACAUUUUGUUUGUUUUGGAGAGCAAAGGAAAUGGAGAAAUGCAAUUGAAGUUCAUUUUGUCAAGACAUUUCUCAGGUUGUUGAGGAAAUGCUUAUACAAUGGCUAUUUUUACAUGACUGUGAUUUAUUUUGAUUUAUAUUUCUAUGGUUUUCAAUUAGACUAAUUAGGCACUUAAAAAAAAUAAAAAAUAAAUACAUUUCCAGCUCUGCCGUUUUGGUAGUUGUAAUUCGUCAUGCUUUUUAGCAGCGUCUAUUCUAACAGUAAUUCCUGUCCUGCCUGAGAAGUGAAUGUGGUCUUCUACUAGGCUGCUAAAUCAUUUUCCACUGUACAGGACCCAAGUUUUGGGUCGUUCACUCUUUCACUUUUUUGUGCUUCACUGACUCAACAUCUGUCUUGCUGCUAUUAAGAAAGCAUGACUAACAUACUUAGUAAUGCAGCUGAUAAAAAGGGUCAGAAAACAAUUGUCUGGACAAACCAUUACAGUCACAUAAUUCUAGCCACUGUAUUAACUUUUAACAAAUGAAAGAAUCCUCUGUUUUCACUGUUUCUCGUCGCUUAAAGUCUUUACAUGGACAGGUCCUCCUCAGCUACAUGAGGAGCUGUGCGAGGAGAGCUCCGUGACUGUAGGCUUGAUCAUGAGUGCGCUACAUGCAAGGUCAGGUACUGUUAAUCGAACUACACUUAAGGAUGUGCACAUUGAGUCACCGGUUAGAGAGGCUAAGCUACAUGAGAACUGACUACUUCCACACUCCUGUAAAGACAUUUUAGCACUACCUGUGUUUUUCAUUCAUGUGUGGAUUUAUUUAUUUCUUUGUUGUUUUAUGGUAUGAAAUUUCUUUAUUAUGGUGUUUGUAGAGGUAGGACAGCUUGGUGGCGAGACACAUCUUUUUGUCCCCUCGAAGGCACCGUGACAGUGUUAUCCCACAGGAGGUACGCUGUAUGAAUGUAGAGAGGUUAUCGAUUGUCAUUCCGGAGGUUACUUAAUUAUGAGCGUGUGAAAAGAAAUUAUUUGUGUAAUGUAGCAAGAUGCUUCUUACGGCGAGAUGUGCACUUCCCCUGUGAACGUCAUUUACAAGCUUGCGACUGAAGAAAAAAAAAACGAAAGUCUGCUAAUCUGACUGACACGCGCGCGUGUGCGCUAUGUCUUUGGGAGGAAGGCAGGUUCAAUUGUUGUGAAUUCAAGUGCCUCAAUUGUAAAUUGAACUCAAUGUAGAUUUGUACAUUUUAUUUGUGCAGUCAUUUUGACUGACACUAAAUGCGCUGAUUGAUGUUGAAUGUGAACAGUACAGUUGGUCUAAUAGUCAUUUUUAGAUUUAACUAGGAUUAACAAUAUGUCAUCAGAACUAAUCGCAUUGUGGAACAGUGUAAGGUUUACUGACUUGUUGAGUACAACGUUCUUGGACUUCUAAAUGGUGGAACCUCCAAAGUUGAACGCCCCUAAAGCAGGAAAACGAAAGCUCUGUUGUGCUUUUUUUUUUUUUUUUUUUUUGUGACUGUAAAAAAAGAAUAGGUGUAAUGAUAACCAUAGAACAUGACGUCGAACUGACUACAACAUAGUAAAACAUGUGGCAACACAGUACAAUACGAGCAAUAAAUGAAUGAGUAAUUAUUAAUUAAUUAUUAAUUAAUUUGUCCACGAAAAAUUAAUUACAUGGACACAUUUAUUUCAACAAACAUGCUUAUGUAAAUAGCAUGUAGUUAGUGACUUCCAUGACAGUGAUCAAAAAAGAAUUGAAAGAAAGAAAAAAGACACUUCUGUCAGUGUGCAUGCGAAACGGUCUCAGUUCACGUGCAUAUGUCUCCAGGCACACACGCCUGGGACUCUUUUGCUGGGUGUAACACAUGAAUAUGCAAAUUGCUUGGGUAUCCCCUCACUCACACUCUCGUCCUACAGACUUUUAUAAUUUACAUAGUCAAUCCCACCACAUUUCAGUUGUACAGCCGGGUUCACGACCCUGGUCCUGCAUGCUCCUUCUCCUGUCCUUGUCCUGUUCUAUCUUGUCCUGUCCUUCCCUCACAGGGUGUAGCACUACAGUCCAAUACAACACUCAUAUCUAAUGUUUCAUUGUUGUAGAUAUGUAAUGAUUUACUUUUCUCAUCCUGUUUACAAUUAGUGCUUUGUCUUUUGCCUUUGUUUCUCUCUCCCCUCUAGAAACUUUGUUCUGAUCGACUCUGAUUCUCAAUAAUCAUCAAUUAUAAUACUAAGAAACCACAGCGGCAGCUUAAAAACUCCACUGUGACACAGUAAAACUGUUCCAGUAUUAAAGGGAUACAGAUCCUCCAUUCUGCUUGACCUAACAGCUGAACAGGACAAAAAAAUAAAUAAAGGCUGAGUCGUUUUAGUUUUAUUACACAUUGUUUCAUGUCUCUAUUCUUGUUUGGCGUUCGGGAACGGUAAAAGGUUACUUAAAGCAUUACUUGUACAGUUGAGGUUUCAUGUGCCAGAGGAGCCUGGAACAAAUUAUUGAGUAAAACUUAGAAUUUAGUCAACGGAGCUUAUUACGUUGGACUUUGGAGGUUCCACUGUAGCAAUACAAAAGGAUCUCACCCACUCGUCUGCUUUUUUGCACUUAGGCAUUUCUGUAGUUUGGUGGACUGAAACUCGCCCUUUCGUCUUUGUACCGAGCAGGCUGGUCAACACCCUAAGAGUGUCUUUUGUCUUUAAUAUACCCAGAUAAAUAAUUAUUCUCUCAAUGUGUUUUUGUCUUGAUUUCGUAUUCAGAAUUAAGCUUUUCAGCAAAAUCGUCCACAGAAUUUGGAUUGCGUGUUAAUUUCAUGUGUGAUUGAAACAGAGAUUUAAUUUAUAUGGUACUUUUGUCUUAGCUAUCACACUUCAAACUAAAUAUAUUUGUAAAAAAUGUCUGGUUCUGCUCUUUGUAGAGAUUGAACACUGGAGUAUGUGAGCAUGAAAGUAAUGUAUUUGUGUAAGCAUUUUUAAGAAAAAGAAAUGUGAUCUAAUGUUCAGGAAAUAUUUGACUUAUUCCCUCCUGUUCUGUCAUUCUAUAUUUUUGGUCUCCUGUUUGGCAACUUGCAAAUAUAUUAGAAAUAAAUGUCAAGAA